Messenger RNA from Nyctereutes procyonoides (raccoon dog), 939 nucleotides. RefSeq names its product olfactory receptor 2L8-like. Gene Ontology annotation, biological process: G protein-coupled receptor signaling pathway. The transcript has a single exon. The record is from RefSeq and is a predicted model, not a curated record. Lineage: Eukaryota; Metazoa; Chordata; Mammalia; Carnivora; Canidae. Gene Ontology annotation, molecular function: G protein-coupled receptor activity; olfactory receptor activity. Gene Ontology annotation, cellular component: membrane. Bases 1 to 939 code for a protein of 312 amino acids.
AUGGAAAAUAAUAACCCAAAUUCUACAGAUUUCUUCCUAUUGGGGUUAUUUCCACCAUCAAGAAUUGGCCUGUUCUUCUUCAUUCUCAUUGUUUUCAUUUUCUUAAUGGCACUUUUUGGCAACUUGUGCAUGAUCAUCCUCAUCUUCCUAGACACCCAUCUCCACACACCCAUGUAUUUUCUACUUAGUCAGCUCUCCCUCAUGGACCUGAGCUACAUCUCCACCAUUGUCCCUGAGAUGGCUUCUAAUUAUCUCUCUGGAAACAAGUCUAUUUCUUUCAUUGGUUGUGGGGUUCAGAGCUUCUUCUUCCUGACUUUAGCAGGUGGAGAAGGAUUAAUAUUGGCCUCAAUGGCCUAUGAUCGUUAUGUGGCUAUUUGCUUUCCUCUCCACUAUUCCAUUCGUAUGAGCAAAAGAGUGUGUGUGCUGAUGAUAACAGGAUCUUGGAUAAUGGGCUCAAUCAACUCCUGUGCCCACACUGCAUAUGCCCUCAAUAUACCUUACUGUCAAUCCAGAGCCAUUAACCAUUUCUUCUGUGAUGUCCCAGCCAUGUUGACAUUGGCCUGCAUGGACACCUGGAUCUAUGAGUACACAGUGUUUGUAAGCACCACACUCUUGAUUGUGUUUCCUUUCAUUGGCAUUGCAUGUUCCUAUGGCCAGGUCCUCCUUGCCAUCUGCCGCAUGCAAUCAAGAGAAGGGAGGAAGAAAGCCUAUUCCACCUGCAGCACUCACCUCACUGUGGUGACUUUCUACUAUGCACCCUUCGCUUACACUUAUCUACGCCCAAGAUCCCUCCGAACUCCAACAGAAGACAAGACUCUGGCUGUCUUCUACACCAUCCUAACUCCAAUGCUCAAUCCCAUCAUCUACAGCAUGAGAAAUAAGGAGGUAAUGGGGGCCCUGAGACGACUGAUUCAGAGGAUCAGCUCUGAAAAGACGUAG